AGUUCUCUGAGAAGAUACUCAAGUGGAGACAUGAUGAAAUGCAGUAUUCGUAUGUUGUGUAUUCUUCUGUCAGUCAGUAACGCAGCAGUGUCAGGUGGUUUGGUUUGAAGCUCUGCAUGUGUUUCUCCUUGUCAUGGUGUUGCUGCUUUACCCAGAUGCUGCCUUCUUCAAAUUAAGACUAGAAAUCAAGAGACUAAUAUUCUCUAAGAAGAAAACCAAGAGGAGACAUGAUGAAAUGGAGUAUUCAUAUGUUGUAUUUUCUUCUGUCAGUCAAUAACGCAGCAGUGUCAGGGUAAUGUGUGUACACGAUGUCAUACAUUAUAUAUUAUUUACUGACCAGUGACAGAUUUAUACAUUUAUAUUGUCACUGUUACAGAUAUGAUAUUGUAUAAUUGCAGGAGCUUUUGGAUUCUGCACAUGAAUUUUACUCUAAACCUCAAACUAUGGUCUGUUUGUUAUAGACAAUAAAAUAUUCAGGUGCAAAUAGAUAAAUUUCUUUAUUUUGUCCUUGGUACUAAGAAAGUAAGAGAUUUCUAGGGUCAUGCUGUUAGAGAUCUUACCAUUAAUAAAUCCUAUGUGAUAUUCCUGGAUUUAUAUAUUAUAUUUACAUAAAAAUGGAUUGUUUUCAUUUAAUAAAAUUAUGCAAAAUGUACACUCUAUUCCAGAAAAAAAGAUACAUAAUUCAAAAGGAAGGGUGCAUGUAAACUUUUCUAAUUUCUACAUUUAAACAGAUGGAUGAAAGCUUUUUUCUCCAAGCGCCUUUGUGUCUUCCAGAAAACCCUUUAUAUACUCCAAAAAAAUACUUUGUAUAUACUCCAAAAAACCCUUUAUAUACUCCAAAAAACCCUUUAUAUACUCCAAAAAAACUGUAUAUACUCCAAAAAACCCUGUAUAUACUCCAAAAAACCCUUUAUAUACUCCAAAAAAACUGUAUAUACUCCAAAAAACCCUUUAUAUACUCCAAAAAACCCUUUAUAUACUCCAAAAAACCCUGUAUAUACUCCAAAAAACCCUGUACCUCCUUUUCUCUCUGUAUAUACUGCACACUCAGACAAACAAAACCAUCAGAGCUGUGUCCUCAUAGCUAUGGCCAAGCUGUUUAUUUAUUUAUUUAUUUAUUUAUUCACAUUACUGUUUAUUAUUCAGAAUUCUUUUUCUAACUAGAAGAAGAAGAAUUCUGAAUAAUAGUGUGUGAUUAUACAGCAUUGUAAUAGUCACUACAGAUUGUGCAUAUGCUGUGGUUGAGCACUAGGGGGCGCUCUGAGGAUUUCUAUAAAUAAACGCUUGCGGUCAUCUCGAGCUGAAGAGGGAAAAAAAAAAAAAAAAAAAAACACCAAACCUGCAAAACAAACAUAACCCCAUCUGUUCACUCUGUCAUUUAAAGUUACCUCGAUCCUGCUGUUGUAGACGAGGAUCUCCAGCACAGAGACGUCCUCGCCGCAUGUGUCAAGAUUUAUUCCCCCUUUGCUGUUAUGAUAAGCUCCACUCUUCUGGGAAGGCUUUCCACUAGAUUUUGGAGUGUGGCUGUGGGGAUUUGUCAACAUUCAGCUACAAAUGCUGUCUAGGUGAGAAAAAAUAUCUACAGACAAUGCUAGCUGUACAGAAAAGUUUUUCCCGAAGCGAAACACAAAUGUUCUCCGCUCUUCUCCACUGCAACCCUACUCCAUCUAAGACAAAUGAAGGACACGAUUAUUUACACAGUAUUAGUCUCCACGUGAAGGAAGCGUGUCUGCAGAUCCCAGUGAUGACACAAGUGCGCGAGGGAGGAACAAAACAAAACAAAACAAAACAAAACACCCGGAUGUGACCCUCGGCAUUCCACAGGCAGAACGAUGGCAUUGCCGACCCUUUCCUCGCACUGGCCCAGCCAGAUCCGUCCUCUCCAGCGUCAGCUGGCGCGUCAGAGAGAACAGGAAGCGCGACGUCUCCAGCAGUGGCAGACACACUCGCAGUAUUUUAAAGAGCAGCAGGUUCGCAGCAGUAAACAGGCGCACUGGAGCUCCCGCGAGUCCUAUCAGCAGAGCAUGUCGGCGUUUCGGCGUGAGCGUCUGCAGGAGGAGAGGAGGAGGAGCGUGGAGGAGCGCAGGGAGCGUCUGAGGAACAUGCUGCAGGAGGAGAGCGCACAGCUGGAGGCUGAGCUCCGAGCCUCCGCCCGAGACAGGAGCUCCACCCUGAGGCAGCAGCAGGAGAGGGCCGAGGAUCUGCGGUCAGCCCGCGAAGAGCGCAGGAAGAAGCUCGCACAGGAGCUUCUAAAGGAACACUGGAAGAAGAACAAUCCAGAACUGCGCAAGGUGGAGUCGGAGCUACAUAAGGAUCAUGUGGUGAGCCAGUGGCAGGUGCAACAGCAGCACAAAAAACAGGUGGAGGAGGAGGCCACGCAGGAGAGACGGCGUUUUGAGAACGAGUACGAGAGGAGCAGACGAGAGGCGCUGGAGAGGAUGAAGGAGGAGGAGGAAAGGAGGAAAGCGGAGGAGAGAGAAAGAGGCGAGUUCCUGCGCCAACAGAUGGAGGAGCUCAAACUCAGAGACGAGGAGAGCCGGCGACUGCAGCAGGAGGAGGACGCUCUGCUGUCUCAGCGUUUGGAGGUGGAGCAGCUGGAGGAGGACAGGAGGAGAGCCGAGGAGAGCCGGAAGAAAUCCGAGUUUGGACGUUUGCUGAGCCGUCAGUACCGAGCGCAGCUGAAGAGACGAGCACAGCAGGUCCAGGAGGAACUGGAGGCGGACCGGAGGAUCCUGGCGGCGCUGAUGGAGGGCGAGGAGGAGGAACGGCGGGUGGAGAGUGCGAGGAGGGAGAGGGCGGUGGCUGAUGUGGCAUGGAUGAAGAGGGUUCUGGAAGAGCAGCUGCAGCUAGAGAAGGAGCGAGAGGCCGAGUUCGACCUGCUCUACAGAGAGGAGGCACAGAGGGUGUGGGAUCAGCGUGAGGCUCAGUGGGAGAGGGAGAGAAGAGCCAGAGAGAGACUCAUGCACGAGGUGCUGGGUGUGCGUCAGGAGCAGCUGCACGAGCGGAUGGAGGAGAAGCGCAGGGCUCGGGAGGAGUGUGAGAGGAGGAGGGCGGAGCUUCUACAGCAGCUGGAGGAGGAAGAGGAGGAGAAACGACAGCAGAGGGAGGAGCGGGAGCAGCAACGCACCACACGCAUGCAAGACAUCAACGCUCAGGUGGAGCGGAGGCGCAGGGAGCAGUGGGCGGAGCAGCAAAGACUCGAGCAGGAGGAGGCCGAGCUGAGGGAGGGGCUUAGGCUGCAGGAGGAGGAGCUUCAGCUGGAGACAGAGAGGAUGACUCGGCGUGGUUACGAGGAAAGGAUUCACAGCAGACCUCGCUCAGCCUGGACAUGAGGUCAUGGGGACACACCCUCCGUUGUUGUUUGUGGUUUUCCGGCUGUAGCACAGUGACUGAGAUCAGGUAGAGUGUGUGAACAGUAAAUCGAGUGUGUGUCAGGACAGAACACUCUACACUGCAGUGUGUAUUAGGUAUGUGUCACUAACAUUUUAGCGUGGUUCAUCACUAAAUUGUUAAAAAAAGAAAAAAAAAAUCUUCGUCAGUGACGACUGCAUCUGUCCUGUUUUUAAAUUUGAUCAGCACUAUGGGAUAGUGGUUUUUUAAUGACCAAUGCAACACUUUUUUAUAAAAAGUAUAAUAAGUAUAUCCUGACAAGCGCCCAUCAGUCCACGAGGGCGGAGCUUAUAUUAACGCUACUCCAGCAGUAGCUAGCCAAGUUCACGUUAUGUAAAGUAUUGUUGUGACAUCACAUGAUCAAGUUUGCUUUCAGCUGACCAAAUUUAACUUAAGCACCACCUCAAAAGGUUAUCAGCACAUGCCUAAUUAACCUAAACUACACCAGGGUGUGUUGUGCUUAGCUUUGUGUUAGAUUAGCUCAUGACCGUUGGCUAGCUUUAUAGCCUAGCUUAAUGUUUUAGAGAAAUAGACGAAUGAAUUUACCAUGUUUUGUAUGACUGAAAUGUUCUGUAUUUAUAUGAGUUUGUAUGUCAUCACAAAUUUAUAAUUAAACAUGCUUUUGCCAAA
Pangasianodon hypophthalmus (striped catfish) is the source of this 4020-nucleotide messenger RNA. It is a transcript of the gene tchp, whose product is annotated as trichoplein, keratin filament binding. The record is from RefSeq and is a predicted model, not a curated record. Gene Ontology annotation, biological process: apoptotic process. Gene Ontology annotation, cellular component: keratin filament. Lineage: Eukaryota; Metazoa; Chordata; Actinopteri; Siluriformes; Pangasiidae. Bases 1833 to 3332 code for a protein of 499 amino acids. The transcript is spliced from 20 exons.